Gamsiella multidivaricata is the source of this 765-nucleotide messenger RNA. RefSeq lists its product as uncharacterized. Gene Ontology annotation, molecular function: calcium ion binding. Bases 194 to 628 code for a protein of 144 amino acids. The transcript has 3 exons. Lineage: Eukaryota; Fungi; Mortierellomycota; Mortierellomycetes; Mortierellales; Mortierellaceae. The record is from RefSeq and is a predicted model, not a curated record.
GUGGAGACAGGGAGUUGAUUGGCACGCGUUGAUUGGCUGCAUUGAACCUCUCUGCGCACAAACGCCCAGCCCCACUCGCCGUAAUCAGGCCAGCCAGCCAGUGACCUUCUCCUUUCCUCCUCCGCUCUUUUCGCCCCUUUUCGCUCCUUUCAUUCAUUCAUUCCUCCCAUUCAUUCAACCAAGUUUUCAUUCCAUGUUCUUCAAAAGCCUCAAGUGCACAGCUGUGAUCGCAGCAGUAGCGGUGCUGGCCCUUGCUGCCACAGUCAUGGCAGGACCUGGGGCCGGCAAACCCGGCUCGCCCGAUAACGACCAUAGUAAUUAUGGCGAUAUGGGCAAAGCCAAAGAGUUUGCGAAGGAGCAUAUGGGCGAGAAGGGUAAGAACCUGACGGAGAAGGAGGAGCUGAUGAUGUUGUUUUCGCUCCAUGACAGCAACAAGGAUGGGUUUCUGGACGGGAUUGAGCUCCGAGCGGCGUUUAGUGAUUAUCACCAGGGAGCACCAGAAUCAACCCUCAGUCUGCAGCAGAUGUUGGAUAUGAUCGAUCAUGUCAUUGCAGAGGACGAUACCGAUAACGAUGGCAAGAUCUCUUGGGAAGAAUACUUGAUCAGCCAAAAGUACCACGAGGGAUAGAGAGCCGCGAAGAGAUCCCUUCCCAGAGACCGUCCUGUAUAUCAAGGCAACUGUGCGGGAGAAAACCAGCAAUAAAGCGUAGUUAUUUUCAUUUGUGCAAAGCAAUUGCCGAAUUCUCAGUGUUAUCCUGCUUUUUU